This is a messenger RNA of Dalotia coriaria, 2839 nucleotides long. RefSeq names its product ribonuclease Z (gene RNaseZ). NCBI's taxonomy places the organism in Eukaryota, Metazoa, Arthropoda, Insecta, Coleoptera, Staphylinidae. The transcript is spliced from 10 exons. The record is from RefSeq and is a predicted model, not a curated record. Gene Ontology annotation, cellular component: mitochondrion. Gene Ontology annotation, biological process: mitochondrial tRNA 3'-end processing. Gene Ontology annotation, molecular function: 3'-tRNA processing endoribonuclease activity. Bases 130 to 2793 code for a protein of 887 amino acids.
UUGUGUGUCAACAUUUGUGAAGUUAAAUUUUCGUGCACAUUUCAAAAAAUUUCAUCACAUUUUUAUCAACUUUCAUUCAUUUUCAAACGAUUUGCAUGUAUUGUAAGCACAGUAAUAAGUUGCUCACUGAUGUUACCAACCACACUAACAGUUUUCAGAGCAAGAACAAUCGUCCGCUCACGAAUUACAGUGAGUUUUCCCCAUUAUAACCUCCAAUCCGGCUAUCAGACAGCAUCUAAAAACAUGCCUAAGGAUCCAAAUCAUGUUGCGGAUGCACAACGGCAACGACAAAAGAUUAAAGAACGUAAUAAUAAGUAUGCUCCAGCCAAGGUUACAUUACAAGUACUUGGGACAGGAGCGGAAGGAGCCCCCCGGAGUCUUUAUAUUUUCUCAGAUCAGUCUAGAUAUUUGUUUAACUGUGGGGAAGGUACACAGAGAUUAGCACAUGAGCACAAGGCAAAACUAGCCAAAUUGGAGCAUGUUUUUAUUACACAAGCAAGUUGGAAGAAUAUGGGAGGACUACCUGGAACAGCAUUGACUAUACAGGAUGUUGGCGUACCUGAAAUUACUCUUCAUGGACCUACAGGCUUAGAGGAGUUAUUCAGAGCUACAAGACGUUUUGUAGUGAUGAAAAACAUGCGCGUGAAAAUGGCUGAAUGCCAGGAAGGUCAUGACUUUGAAGAUAAUGUGAUGACUGUGAAAUAUGUUCCUUUGUUAAGAGUACCUACUAUAACGGAGCAUGAUUCACUUGAGGUUGAAUCUGAAAUGGACAAGGUAACGCAAGCUGGGUCCAGCAUUGCUACGAUGAGCGUAGGUACAACCACGAGAGAUUCUCGGAAGCGUCGACGAUCUUCAAGCUGCGCUUCGUCUCUACGAACGUCGUCGGCUUACGAAGACGACACGGAUUACUAUUCACAUGAAAGUAAGAGACGAAGAUCUCGAUCUUGUACAGCUAGUGGGAAAAGAGUGGUAGACACGACCGUAAUUACUGAAUCGAUGAAGAAAGUGCUACUGGAGCAGAAGAAACGUGGCACAGUAAUGUGCUACGUGUGUCGACUGAAAGCGCGGCCAGGCACGCUGAAUUUGGGCAAGUGCGUGCAGCUGAAUAUUCCGGCGGGACCGAAGUUGGGUGACUUGAAAAAUGGGAAGAGUAUUACGUUAAGUGAUGGAACUGUCAUCACCCCGGAGCAGGUUUGCGAGCCGGAGGAACCUGGACCAAUUUUUAUAUUUGUUGACGUACCGACCGAGGAGUAUUUGGAUGCGUUGAUUGCCAGCGAGGCAAUAAAUCAACACAAACAACUUACGGCAGUGGAGGACAAUCUUGCCUACCUGGUUGUGCACUUUACGCCUUGGGAUAUUGUCCAGCAUCCCAGGUAUCAGAGUUGGAUUGACACAUUUUCUCCCAGCACGCAUCACAUUUUCAUCAACGAAAAAAACACCUGCAUGGGCAGUAUUGCCGUGCAUCGUAUCCAGUACAAGUUGAAUCUUUUGAAUAAGGACUUCUUCCCGCUCUUAGGUGAUCGCGGUACUGAGAGACAACUUAAAUCCUCUUCGCCUGCAGUGAAAACUGAUGAGGAUUUAACCACGGAAACUAACUUUGAUUACCCUAACACAUCCUGUGGUACAACCGAGCACAUUAUCCGCGAAAAAUACGCUUCCUACAUCCAACCUGGCACAUUCUAUAAUUUUCAUCUACGCCCUCGCACGGGAAAAGACAGCACAAGUGAAAUCAAACUUGUACCAUCUGAGUAUAUUGACGAGACUUUUGCGCUCGACGGUUUCUGCGACGAAGUGCAGAAACUUCGUAUUGAAAUUCUCAACAAAUGUAAACAUAUGACAAUCCGGCCCUAUCCUAAAAUCCUGUUCUUGGGUACUGGUUCAUGCAUUCCCAAUAAAACUAGAAACACCAGCGGGAUCAUGCUUUUUACGAAUGAAGAGAGUAAUAUUCUCAUUGACUGCGGGGAAGGAACUUAUGGGCAGACGAUUCGAUUUUUUGGAGAUAAACGAGCAUUAAAAGUAGUUGCUAACACGGACGCUAUCUACAUCAGUCACUUGCACGCCGAUCAUCACAUUGGCUUGAUUGGAUACUUGCAGGGAAGGCGGCGUGCACGCUCGUUGCUCGGUUUACCAGAAAAACCCUGUUAUCUACUAGCUCCGAAACAGAUCCAAAGUUGGCUUGGUUUUUACGAUUUAUGCUUCGAAGACAUUUGCAGAGACUACCAAUUAGUCGCGAACGGCGACUUGUUAUUAGAUAAUGAGUUGAUCGAUGCCGAGGAGAAGGCCGAUAUUUGCAAAGCUCUGCACCUAACGUCGGUGAAUACUUGCAUGGUGAAACAUUGUCCGAAUGCAUUCGGCGUGGCUUUCAAACAUGAGAAUGGAUUCAAGCUCACUUAUAGUGGUGACACUAUGCCCAGCGAGAAUUUAAUUCAAUUAGGAAUGGACUCUGAUUUGUUGAUUCAUGAAGCGACAAUGGAAGAUGAACUGGCAAGCGAAGCGGUUGUCAAAAUGCAUUCCACGACAUCGCAGGCGAUACGUGUAGGACAGAGAAUGAACGCUCGCAACAUUUUGCUCACACAUUUCAGUCAGCGAUAUGCCAAGUUGCCGAGAUUUAAUAAAAAUUUUGCGGAGAACGUUGGCAUUGCUUUUGAUAAUAUGAUGUUGGCAGCUGAUGAAUUACCACUGUUACCUUUGUUAUACCCUUCGUUAAUGAUCAUGUUUGCCGAUCAUUAUGAAGAUAUGGAAUUCAAGGCGAUGAAGCGUGCGAAGCGGGAAGAAAGAAAGAAAUCAUUGUAACAGCAAUAAAUAAUUCGAAAUACUGAAUAAAUACUUGAAAAUUUAA